Sorex fumeus (smoky shrew) is the source of this 1303-nucleotide messenger RNA. RefSeq names its product oligodendrocyte transcription factor 2 (gene OLIG2). Gene Ontology annotation, biological process: oligodendrocyte cell fate specification; regulation of DNA-templated transcription; oligodendrocyte differentiation. Gene Ontology annotation, molecular function: protein dimerization activity; DNA-binding transcription factor activity. Lineage: Eukaryota; Metazoa; Chordata; Mammalia; Eulipotyphla; Soricidae. The transcript has 2 exons. Bases 149 to 1303 code for a protein of 384 amino acids. The record is from RefSeq and is a predicted model, not a curated record.
UCCCAGCCCCCCGGGCGGGCCCCGCUCAUUGGCGCGGCGGCCCCUCCAGGACCGGCACAUUGUUCCCCGCCCCCGCCUCGGCCACCGCCACCGCCGUCGCCGCCGCGCCACCGGGCUAUAAAAAGCGGCCUAGCCCAGAAAGGUGCGGAUGCUUAUUAUCCAUCAGCGCCCGGAGCCCGGUUCUCCGCUGCGGCUUUUGGGAACGAGCUCCGCGAAUAGCCUGCCACAGACCCCUCGAGAGCUGCGACUCUCCCUCUGGGCCAUGGACUCGGACGCCAGCCUGGUGUCCAGCCGCCCGUCGUCGCCAGAGCCCGAUGACCUUUUCCUCCCGGCCCGGAGCAAGGGCAGCGGCGGCGGCAGCGCUUUCACGGGGGGCACCGUGUCCUCGUCCACGCCCAGCGACUGCCCGCCCGAGCUGAGCGCUGAGCUGCGCGGCGCCAUGGGCGCUGCGGGCGCGCACCCCGGGGACAAGUUGGGCGGCGGGGGCGGCGGCUUCAAGUCCUCCUCGUCCAGCACCUCGUCGUCGUCCACGUCGUCGUCGUCGUCGUCGUCGGCCGCGGCGGCCGCGUCGUCCACCAAGAAGGAUAAGAAGCAGAUGACGGAGCCCGAGCUGCAGCAGCUGCGCCUGAAGAUCAACAGCCGCGAGCGCAAGCGCAUGCACGACCUCAACAUCGCCAUGGACGGGCUGCGCGAGGUCAUGCCCUACGCGCACGGCCCGUCGGUGCGCAAGCUGUCCAAGAUCGCCACGCUGCUGCUGGCGCGCAACUACAUCCUCAUGCUCACCAACUCGCUGGAGGAGAUGAAGCGCCUGGUGAGCGAGAUCUACGGCGGUCACCACGCCGGCUUCCACCCGUCGGCCUGCGGCGGCCUGGCACACUCGGCGCCGCUGCCCGCCGCGCCCGCGCACCCCGCGGCCGCCGCCGCCGCCGCCGCCGCCGCGCACGCUGCGCACCACCCCGCCGUGCAUCACCCCAUCCUGCCGCCCGCCGCCGCCGCCGCCGCCGCUGCCGCCGCCGCCGCCGCCGUGUCCAGCGCCUCCCUGCCGGGCUCGGGGCUGUCCUCGGUGGGCGCCAUCCGGCCCCCGCACGCGCUGCUCAAGUCCCCCGCGGCCGCGGCCGCGGCGGCGGGCGGCCCGCUAGGGGGCGGCGGCGGCGGCGGGGGCGGCGGCGGCGGCAGCGGCGGCUUCCAGCACUGGGGCGGCCUCCCCUGCCCGUGCAGCAUGUGCCAGGUGCCGCCGCCGCACCACCACGUGUCGGCCAUGGGCGCCGGCAGCCUGCCGCGCCUCACCUCCGACGCCAAGUGA